Molecule: messenger RNA, 5151 nt
Organism: Strigops habroptila (Kakapo)
Lineage: Eukaryota; Metazoa; Chordata; Aves; Psittaciformes; Psittacidae
Product: carnosine N-methyltransferase-like
Exons: 15
Coding region: 1258-2328 (356 amino acids)
Cellular component (GO): cytoplasm
Molecular function (GO): S-adenosylmethionine-dependent methyltransferase activity
Source: RefSeq, a predicted model, not a curated record
GCUGCUAAGUCUCACAAAAAGGCAGUGGUGAAUUGUCACACUGCUAAGACCAGGUUCAUAGAAGAGUCUUUGAGCGUACUCUUUGUUAUAACCCUUCAUAAAAUUUUUAAAACAUCUUUCUCCUCAGCAUGUCACUUCUUUCUUUUUUAAGCUUUUUGCUUGUUUUGCCACCACAGCCUCUGUUUACCCAGUCUUUUUUAUACCAUUAGUGCUUGAUCUAGUGACUGCUUUUCUUGAGGGAUCUUGUGGUAUUAAUGUUGGUAGAACUGAGUCUCAGAGUUCCCCCCAAAUGAUUAAUAUACCGUCUAACGUAAAUCUGUGAUGUGGCAUGUAUGUUGCGGGGGUUUUUUUGUUAGUAUUAGAACAAGCAGUUGAGGUUCUGGCAUUAGCUUUGCAAAAAGGAAAAAAAAAAAAGAAAAUAAGUCUUAUCUGUAAUUGGUAUUUCCUAAUACAAUAGCUGCUUUCCUUGUUGCUGAAUUAAGAGUUUUCUCUGGCUACUAUUUUUGACAGUGAAAAGGAAGAACUGAGGAGAAAAACCAUGAAGGUAUUGGUUAUUGGCCUUGGAGGUGUAACAAAUGGGGGAAAAACAACACUGGCAAAAAAGCUUAAGAAAAUGCUUCCCAACUGUGAUAUAAUCUCUCAAGAUGACUUCUUCAAGCCAGAGUCUGAAGUAGAAACAGAUGAACGUGGAUUUAAGCUAUAUGAUGUACUAGAUGCCCUUUAUAUGGAUGAAAUGGUGAGAAGUAUUCGCAGUUGGAUGAAAAGCCCAGCAAGCUCAGGUGUUGUGACAGAAGAGCCACAACAUACGUGUGACAAUCUGAAAAAUAUAGAUGUUGUUUAUAUUUUGAUUGUUGAAGGCUUUCUGCUAUACAAUUAUGAGCCGCUUAAUGGACUAUGGAAUAGAAGAUAUUUUUUGACCCUUCCUUAUGAAGAAUGCAAAAGGAGAAGGAGCACCAGAGUCUAUCAGCCAGCAGAUACACCGGGUUACUUCGAUGGACACGUGUGGCCUAUGUAUCUGAAAUAUAAAAGUGAAUUGGAAGAGAAUGCAAGUAACAUUGUUUAUUUGGAUGGAACAAAAUCCCGAGAGGAGCUUUUAUCCAGUGUGUAUAGUGAUAUAAUACAGGAAUUAAAAAAGAUGAGGGAAGGAAGUCAGCAGGUCACAGCAUGAUAAUGCAGAAAGCUUGGGUUCCAUUUGAUACGAAUUGAAGGCCCCAACACUGUCAUACUUGGCAAGCCAACCAACUGAGCAGAUUUUAUAUGUACAUUCAUAACAGUCGUUCAGACAAUACAAGUGGAUUUGUAGUGACUACUAAGUCUGUAAGCCUCAGAACAAAUAUGCAUGAGCGAGUGAACAGAACAGAGAGGCAGUUUAAAUCUCUCCCAGCUACCCAGCAGAGUCUCCUUCCUCAAUACCUUCCUCAUCUUGACAAGAUUCGGAAGUGCAUUGAUCAUAAUCAAGAGAUACUACAGACCAUUGUGAAAGACUGCACUCAUAUGUUUGAAAAUAAAGAAUAUGGAGAAGACGGAAGAGGGAAGAUUACACCAGCUUCAACAUUUGACAUGGAUAAAUUAAAAUCCACUUUGAAACAAUUUGUGAGAGACUGGAGUGAAGAGGGAAAGCCUGAGAGAGAGUCCUGCUACCAGCCAAUCAUUAGCGAAAUCAUAAAGAACUUUCCAAAAGAAAGAUGGGAUUUCUCCAAAGUUAAUAUCCUGGUACCUGGUGCUGGGCUAGGUAGAUUGGCGUGGGAAAUAGCUAAGCUCGGUUAUGCUUGCCAAGGAAAUGAGUGGAGCCUCUUUAUGCUCUUUUCUUCUAACUUUGUACUCAACAGAUGUUCUGAAAUUAACUCAUGUAAGCUUUAUCCCUGGAUUCAUCAGUUUAGCAAUAACAGAAGAUCUGCUGAUCAGAUACGUCCAAUUUAUUUCCCUGACGUUGAUCCUCACAGUCUUCCUCCUGGUUCAAACUUCUCUAUGACAGCAGGGGAUUUUCAAGAAAUUUAUUCUGAGUGCAAUUCGUGGGACUGCAUUGCGACUUGCUUUUUCAUAGAUACAGCACAUAAUGUUAUUGAUUACAUUGAUACUAUAUGGAAAAUACUGAAGCCUGGUGGAAUAUGGAUAAAUGUAGGUCCUCUCCUUUACCACUUUGAAAACUUGGGAAAUGAACUUUCUAUAGAGUUAACUUAUGAGGAUAUAAGAACUGUUAUACUAAAAUAUGGAUUCCACAUAGAGGUGGAGGAAGAAUCUGUACUGUCGACUUACACUGUGAAUGAACUCUCCAUGAUGAAAUACUACUACGAAUGUGUGUUGUUUGUGGUGAGAAAACCAGAAUAGAAGUGGUCUGAAUAGUUUAAUAGGAAAAAAAAAUGUUGUCUUGAAAGCUAGAAGUGAGAAUCAAAUGGACUGGGUGAUGUCUGGACACAACCUCAAUUCAAGUGGUGCCUUCUUAUUCCUAAGAGGAUUUAGAUAGUGUCUAUUUUCUUAAUAUCUCUGUUGCUAUCCAGACAUGUACUAUGCCAUGCAUAUUUGUAAUAUACUUGUGAAAAUGGAGGAGGAAAUGUUCACAAGACACUGUCUCUGCUUUGGAACGCAUUCAAAAUAGAAGCAAAGUUUUAUUGAGAAUAAAAUUUAAUGUUUGCCAUAAAUAGGCUAUGUCUUUGCAUAUGCUGCAUCAUUUUCUGUAGAUUGAUGAUUUUAUUUUUUCUACUUCCUAAUGUUAGGAAUGCUUAGAUAUGCUUACUAUACUCGUUGUGGCAUAUUUAGAGAAGUUAUUUCUAAGCAUAUACUUAUAUUAUGAAGUCCGAAAUGGUUGGAAAGUGAUAAAAUGAUUCAUAGUGGAUAAAAUAGCCAUUAGAACUAUUAGACCAUUUUCUGUGGAACUCGGAAUGAAGUAGAUUAUUAUACAAAUUCCAGUCUUUGUACCACUGUUAUCAAUAUAAUCAAAACACAGAACCCAUAGACUUUGAAAUUUUUGAAAUGCUAUGUGAAAGCAGAGUACUAUGUGACGAAAAAGCAGCAUGUCACAGAGAAGUAGUAUGUUAACCUCAGUUCAGGAAUAACACCAAUUUUGAUUAAUUUCCUAGUGUUGAAACUGAAAUAUAUUAGAUGCUUUGCCAUCUUAAAAUACAUUGAUUUUGAGUCACCUAGUUAAUGCUUAAGCCAAAAUAGUGGAGCAGUAUUUUUUUUUUUUAACAUAAUUAACAGAGAGUCAUGUUAUACUUUGAGUUCUUUUUUUUAAAGUUGAUCAUAUAGCAAAUUUAUCCAUGCUGUAUGUAGGUAGUGCAACAGAAAAAUCCCUCGGGGGGGGGGGGGAAGGGGGGAAGUUACAUGUAAGUAAUAUGUGCUGUAACCUGACCACCUUUACGCGAGUCAGCGUAUGCAGACCAAUUGGUAAAUAGCUUGUUUGUACCUUCGGGCACUUUACCCUUGUGACUUAGAGACUUCUUGUUGCUAAUGUUUUUUUUUCCCUGGCAGAUGUGGCUUAGGUGAAUAUUUAAUCUACACAUCAUGAUACUAUACGAGAGGCUGAAUCUUCGGUCACUUAAAAGUUAUGUACAUGAGAAAAUGUUAAUUAAUAACCACUGUGCUGACAACAGGUACCCUGUUAGCCAUUUCAUUUGCUUAAUAUAUUGGUUACCACAAGUACCAUUUUUCAACCAUUUGAAAAAUUUCUGAAAUAUAAAAACAUUAUGGUAAAGAAUCAAGUGCUUUUUGUAUUUGGUCAUAAUGGCAGUGGACAACAGCUUGCUUGUUUUCCAUUGUUUCUAGUUGGUUUUGGGGUUGGUUUUUUUUUUUUUCAUUGAGAUGUUCUAAUUACAUCUCUUUAAUAAAUCUGUUACUGGCUUUUGAAUUUUUCCCAUUAUGGCAAGAAAUAUGUGCCUUAGUUCCUAAAUUGAAAGUCUGCAAGGAGGAAAAAGACAAACUUUUUUUUGUAAUAGUUUCAAUGCUGCAUAAGAGAGCAACGUGCCUGGAUAUGCAUCAGGACUGUGCCCCUCUGUGCUCAGAAUCCUUACUGCUAAUAAAGGCUUCUGGUCUACAGCAGUCUUCAAUUAGAGCUUUGUUUAAACUAGUCUUAUUUGAACUCCCUCUGCCUAAAAGUGCACCACCGAUAUUUAGCGCCAAAAAUGAGCAGUCAGAGUUCUGCCUUGCUCCAGGACAAAUGUGGUUAAAGCUGAAACAUUGCCAUUGCCAUAAAGUAGAUGAAAAAUAAAAGCCCUUGCACACAUAAUAAUACAAAGUUGCUUUAAUUUCCUUACUUUAUUUUUGAGGGACUUUAAGCUUCUUUGCUUGCUUUGUGGGGUUUUUUUUUUCCCUUAGAUUAUGAUUAGUAUUUUGCCUGUUCUUCAAGCUCCUUGAAAUAAGAGGUUAGAUGAAUGUUGAUAAUGCUGUUGCUGAGUAGUAUAUGUAUCUGUAAUGUUGCCCAGUUUCUGCCUCCUACCAAGUCUGUAGUUACACUUGAAGUGCUGUAUUCUUGUUUAUCACAAACAGGCAAUGAGCUCUUGCUUCCUGGUAGACUGUGGCUAUCUUUUGUUCUGGUGGUUUUGUUCUUUGCCACCCCACAUUGUCACAAGUGCCAUUUUAUGUGCUGCUUCUAGAAAAUGUUUUUAUUUCCUUACAUCAGGUAUACAGUGGUGUGCUUUUAUUUAUCGUCUAGAAAAUGCUGUUUCCCCAAUGUUCUCAAUUGUAACCGUUGCAUUAGGAGGUGGAAGCAGAAUAAUGAUGUGAAUAAGCUGUAUGAGUUGGCUGUGUUUUAGCUGCGCUCCUAUCAGCGUUCUUAAAAUUCAUAACUUGUCUUUUAUUCACGGGGAUAAUUGUGUAUUACUGAAUGUGAUCACAUUCUUCUGUUCAAUUGUAUACACGGGGAUAGGGGGGAAUGCUUGAGGCGCCCAUCAGCCGGAGCCAAGACCAUUUAAUUUAGGUCACUAUUAAACUGUAUGUGGUAUCUGGUGUAAAAUAAAAUGCUGCAUAAUCUUCAGUGUAAUAACACUCCUCAUACGGAGUUUGACAGCUGUAACGUGUCCUGUAGUUCUAUUUAUGUGUAGUGCGCUCUGGGAUGGGUUAUGACGGAGGGGAGGUUUCACGCGCUGCGUGCGCUUCCCGCUGUUCUCAGUGUGUGACCGGCUUUUUCUUGGACAUUAAAGCUUGCAGUAGACUUGA